Juglans microcarpa x Juglans regia is the source of this 1312-nucleotide messenger RNA. RefSeq names its product auxin-responsive protein IAA31-like. The transcript is spliced from 4 exons. Gene Ontology annotation, cellular component: nucleus. The record is from RefSeq and is a predicted model, not a curated record. Gene Ontology annotation, biological process: regulation of DNA-templated transcription. Bases 325 to 948 code for a protein of 207 amino acids. NCBI's taxonomy places the organism in Eukaryota, Viridiplantae, Streptophyta, Magnoliopsida, Fagales, Juglandaceae. Gene Ontology annotation, molecular function: protein binding.
GCACGUUGAUAUAAUUCAUGCAUCAUUUUCUUCGCAUAUUGUCUAGAUCACACUACUGCUAGUUCUUUAGCCGACCCAACUACCAUGCUGUCCCCAACUAUUUCCUUUCUUCCAGAAGAUCAUAUUGGUCAUUUCCGUCCAGAUCUCUCUCUCUCUCUCUCUCUCUCUCUGUCUCUCAAAAAUAUGAUGAACACGCAUUUUAUAAGUACUUCAAAAGACCAAACAGAAUCUUCUGCAUUCACCUUAUUAACUAAGUCCCUAUCUCUAGAUUUCCUCCAUAUUUUUUAGCUUUCGCGUUGCCAUUCUGCUUGCUAUAUAUAUGAGAUGGACGAUCUCCAACUGGGCCUGGCACUAAUUCCAGUAGUAAAGAAGGUGGUGACGUUUGACCUAAAUCAUGAUCAUCGCGAGCUUCAACUGCUGGGCUCGGAAUCAUGGAACUAUGAUACCUGUUUGGAAAGCCAAAAAUGCGCCAAAAACAAACGUAAUUUUGAGGUUGCAUUUGGAAAGACAGGAGAUGAUCAGAUAUCUUGCAUCAUUAACAAGAAAGAAGAGGAAGAAAAUCAUGUGGUGGGGUGGCCACCUAUAAAACCAUGGGUGAAGAAACAGCUCCAUCAUGAGAAUCAAGGUGGGCAGAUUAAGAUCAAUGAUCGGACGGCCGAGAGAUCAACUGAUACUGGACCAAAUUACUCUUUGUAUGUGAAGGUCAAGAUGGAGGGGGUACCAAUAGCAAGGAAGAUUGAUCUGAGGCUCUAUCACUCUUAUCAGAUGCUUAGAGACAGCUUGAUGACCAUGUUUGCUAAUUACCAACAAACUGAGAAAGAUCAUGGUUCAAGCUACACACUCACCUAUCAAGACAAAGAUGGAGAUUGGCUGCUUGCAGGAGAUGUUCCUUGGCAAAGUUUCAUGGAGUCUGUGCAGCGUUUGGAGAUUAUAAGGAAUGACGGUUGAGCUGUAAUAAUGAAGCUGCAGAUCGAUGAUAACUCACAAUAUAAGGCCGGUAACAAGUGCUUGAUGAUCAAUAUGGCCAUGCAUGGGAUAAAUCAAGAUCAAAAAAUGAUAUAUAAUCCUUAUACUGCGAUUAAUCAUUUAUCUGCUUCAGUAAUUAAUUAAGCUGGUUAAUUAAUAGUAGUAUUAAUGUUCUAUUUUCGACUACUCCAGUACUUCUCUUUCUUUCCCUUUUUCAGAGCAAUGACUCGAUUUUAGCAUAGAUAUUAUUACUGUUUGUUUGCUAGCCAUAUAUAUAUAUAUAGUUGCAUCGAUUGUACUUCGAAUAUCCAAAAGAGACCUCUAUAUAAUAUAUGUACCUCAUGAU